AAAAUUUUUGCAAAGUCUAAUUUUCGACUUUUCGUGUUGUUCCUUUGAGAUAUAAAUUAUAAAAUUGUUACUAGUAAUAAUAAUUAAUUAUUAUAAUUGUUUAACAAAUGUUUCAUUAUUAUGUAAAGAAUUAGUUUCAAUAUGCAAAGUUCUUUUUCCAAAACGAAAGAAAUGUUUAUUAUUCGUGCGUUGGAAAAAAUUUUAUCUGAUAAGGAUAUAAAACGGUCUCAUCAUUCCCAACUAAAAAAGUCGUGCGACGCUGCGCUAGAGCAAAUCAAAGCUGAGCUUAUAAGUGCUGGACAAAUUGCAGAAGGCAAUGAACUUCCGUGCGCUGCCUUACCGCAGCCCAAAAAUGCUGAAAGCAUUAUUAAUGCAGAGACUUACUUUCUGCCCUUCGAACUUGCUUGCCAGAGCAAAACAUCCAGAAUAGUCAUUACAGCGUUAGACUGCUUGCAAAAACUUAUUGCCUAUGGUCAUCUCACGGGCAACAUACAUGAUUCUGUGAAUCCAGGAAAACUACUUAUCGAUCGUAUAGUCAACACCAUUUGCAGCUGUUUCAAUGGCCCCGCUACCGACGAGGGUGUGCAAUUACAAAUUAUUAAAGCUUUAUUGACCGUUGUCACAUCUCAGCAUGUCGAAGUACAUGAGGGUACGGUUUUGCAGGCGGUAAGGACGUGUUAUGAUAUAUACUUGUCGAGUAAGAAUCUUGUUAAUCAAACCACUGCUCGAGCAACACUUACACAAAUGCUUAAUGUUAUAUUCACGCGAAUGGAAAAUCAAACUUAUGAGGAGUACAUAGAACCACAACCCCAACCACCUAAACAAUCUUUGGAGAAUGGCAACGAAAUAGAAACCAUCGCUGCCGAAAUCGUCGAUGAAGUAAUAACAGCUGCUGUGGAAAUAACAUCAGGAACAUCAAAACAAAACGACGUGAAACCUGUAGAAGGUCCUGAAAUCGAUGAAACCACACGCCAUGAGGAAAGCGUAGAGACCCAAAGCGAAAAUGACGCAAUUAUAACAGCAAAGUUUACACAUAUUUUACAGAAAGAUGCUUUCUUAGUAUUUCGUGCUUUGUGUAAAUUAUCCAUGAAACCACUGCAAGAUGGUCAACCUGAUCCAAAAUCCCAUGAACUUCGAUCGAAAGUUUUGUCAUUGCAUUUACUUCUGUCAAUUUUACAAAACGCUGGCCCUCUCUUCCGUUCAAAUGAGAUGUUUGUCAUGGCUAUAAAGCAAUACCUUUGCGUUGCGUUAUCAAAGAACGGCGUCAGUUUGGUACCGGACGUGUUUGAACUAUCACUUUCGAUAUUUGUUGCCCUCUUGUCGAAUUUCAAAGUUCAUCUUAAAAAGCAAAUUGAAGUCUUCUUCAAGGAAAUAUUUCUAAACAUCUUAGAGGCAUCUUCCAGCUCAUUCGAACAAAAGUGGAUGGUUAUCCAUGCACUCACUAGAAUUUGUGCAGAUGCACAAUCAGUUGUGGACAUUUAUGUAAAUUAUGACUGUGAUCUAUCAUCAGCUAACUUAUUCGAGAGGCUUGUAAAUGAUCUCUCAAAAAUAGCCCAAGGCCGACAAGCCUUAGAACUAGGUGCAAAUCCCUUGCAAGAAAAAUCAAUGAGAAUACGCGGCCUUGAGUGCUUAGUAUCGAUUCUCAAAUGUAUGGUCGAAUGGAGUAAAGAUUUAUACAUAAAUCCUAAUACACAAUCAACAAUAUCUGACAGUGCAAAUAAACCGCAAACCAAUAAUUAUCCCUCUGAAGAAAACAUGGAAUACAUGAAAACCAGAUCCCUACACGGAGGAUCAAAUUACAGUCUUAAUUCAUACGAAAGUAACAAAAACAAGGAAGCCUUUGAUCUGCCAGAAGCCCUCGAAGAACAAAAGAUGAGAAAAGAAGUAAUGGAGGCUGGAAUCGAUUUAUUCAAUAGAAAACCAAAAAUGGGAAUUGCCUUCCUUCAAGAGAAGCAACUUUUGGGCGUUGCAACCAAGGACGUUGCCAAGUGGUUACUGGAAGAAGAACGCUUAGAUAAAACUUUUAUUGGCCACUAUUUGGGCGAAAACGAUGAGAAAUCAAAGGAAGUCAUGUGCGCAUAUAUUGAUGCCAUGAACUUUCAAAACAUGGAAGUUGUUUCUUCGUUACGACAUCUCUUAGAAGGCUUUCGGCUACCAGGUGAGGCCCAAAAGAUCGAUCGACUCAUGGAAAAAUUUGCAAGUCGUUAUUGUGAGUGCAAUCCGAAUAAUAAACUAUUCCAAAGCGCCGACACGGUCUAUGUGUUGGCAUUUUCAAUUAUAAUGCUAACAACAGAUUUACAUUCCCCACAAGUGAAGAACAAAAUGACAAAGGAACAAUACAUAAAAAUGAAUCGAGGCAUAAGUGAUAGUAAAGAUUUGCCAGAGGAAUAUUUGUCUACGAUUUAUGACGAGAUAGCUGGCAAUGAAAUAAAAAUGAAAAAUAAUGUUGUUAACAAACCCGGCAAGCAAAUUAUAACAAACGAACGAAGAAGAAAACUUCUGUGGAAUAUGGAAAUGGAAACAAUUUCACAAACAGCAAAAAGCCUUAUGGAGUCGGUUUCUCAUGUAAAAGCCUCCUUUACAUCAGCAAAACACUUGGAGCACGUCCGCCCCAUGUUCAAGAUGGCUUGGACACCCUUUUUGGCCGCCUUCUCCGUUGGUUUACAAGAUUGUGAUGACAUGGAAAUUGCAAGUUUGUGUUUAGAUGGUAUAAGGUGCGCAAUUAGGAUUGCUUGCAUUUUCCACAUGGAUCUAGAAAGAGAUGCAUAUGUUCAAGCCUUAGCUCGUUUUACUCUGCUAACAGCAAAUUCUCCAAUAAACGAAAUGAAAGCGAAAAACAUUGACACGAUUAAAACCUUAAUAACAGUCGCCCAUACAGACGGCAAUUACUUGGGAUCCAGUUGGCUGGACAUAGUCAAAUGCAUCAGCCAAUUGGAAUUGGCUCAACUGAUUGGAACUGGUGUUCGACCACAAUACCUUAACGGUCCAACGACAUUAAAAGAUGCACUAAAUCCUAGUGUCAAAGAACAUAUUGGCGAGACGAGUAGUCAAAGCGUUGUCGUUGCAGUCGAUAGGAUAUUUACUGGAUCAAUUCGACUUGAUGGGGAUGCAAUUGUUGAUUUUGUCAAGGCAUUGUGCCAGGUAUCUCUUGACGAACUACAUAACCCCCAACCCAGAAUGUUUUCAUUACAAAAGAUCGUAGAGAUUUCAUAUUACAAUAUGGAGCGUAUCCGUUUGCAGUGGUCACGCAUAUGGCAAGUACUUGGAGAGCAUUUUAAUACCGUCGGCUGCAACGCUAACGAAGAAAUCUCCUUCUUUGCCUUAGACUCCCUAAGACAAUUGUCAAUAAAGUUCAUGGAAAAGGGAGAAUUCUCCAACUUCCGUUUUCAGAAAGAUUUUCUCCGACCAUUUGAGCUUAUUAUGAAGAAAAACAAUUCUUCCGCAAUCAAAGACAUGAUUGUGCGUUGCAUAGCCCAAAUGGUAAAUUCGCAAGCGAAUAAUAUUAAAUCAGGCUGGAAAAACAUAUUUUCCGUUUUUCAUUUGGCUGCCGGUGAUAAUGACGAGGCGAUCGUUGAACUGGCGUUCCAGACAACUGCGAAAAUAAUUAACGAAUUGUACAAGAAGCAAUUUGCAAUAAUGGUUGAUUCUUUUCAAGAUGCUGUAAAGUGUCUCUCGGAAUUUGCAUGCAACGCUAAAUUUCCAGAUACCAGUAUGGAAGCCAUUCGUCUAGUCCGAACGUGUGCACUUUGUGUACACAAUGCCCAACAGUUAUUCACAGAACACGGUGGAAUGGAGAAUGAUGUUGCGGUGACCAAAGAGGAUCGCGUAUGGGUUAGAGGGUGGUUCCCAAUGUUGUUUUCUUUGUCCUGUGUUAUAAAUAGAUGCAAACUAGAUGUGAGAACACGCGGCCUGACAGUUCUUUUUGAAAUAAUAAAAACCUACGGCGAUACGUUUCAAUCCAAUUGGUGGAAAGAUUUAUUCAAUAUUAUAUUCAGAAUAUUUGACAAUAUGAAAUUGCCUGAGCAUAUAGCGGAAAAGGCCGAAUGGAUGACCACAACGUGCAAUCACGCCUUGUACGCUAUCAUAGAUGUAUUCACACAGUAUUUUGAUGUUCUUGGACAUUUGCUCUUAAAAGAUUUGUUUGCACAGCUGCAUUGGUGUGUGCAGCAAAACAAUGAACAACUAGCAAGAUCGGGGACAAAUUGUCUUGAAAAUCUGGUAAUAUCGAAUGGCUUUAAGUUCACGCCAGAAAUUUGGGACAACACCUGCACUUGCAUGUUGGAAAUUUUUAAAUCAACAUUACAAAACGAAUUACUUUUACACUAUCAAAGUAAUUCUAAUCAUACAAAUAAAAAUCAAAGUGUCUUGCGAAAAGACGAUGACGGCCACCAAUAUGCAUUGAACAAUGGUUCGGAAAAGAACAUGAAACAAUAUACUGCAGAAUCAGUGAGCAGUAGUUACGUGAUUGACAAUUUGUUAAUCAAAUGCGUUGUCCAGCUGGAGUUAAUCCAAACAAUUGAUAAUAUUGUUUUCUUUCCGGCGACGUCUCGAAAAGAAGAUGCCGAAACCCUUGCCCUGGCAACUGCUGAUUUAUCGGGUAAUCAAGGCAAUGCUUUGAUAGAAUGCCAGAGGGAGGAACAAGGGAUGUACAGCUACCUAGAUACGAAAAAUCUAGUUCAAUUAACCGAUUGUCUGAUGCAAUCUCAUAGAUUUGCCAAACAAUUUAAUCUAAAUCCCGAGCAGAGAAACAUAUUGGGAAGGCCCGGUUUUAAGGAACAAGUUAAACCAAACAUACUGAGGCAGGAAACAACCUCGUUGGCUUGUGUAUUGCGCAUUUUAUUUAAAAUCUAUGGAGAUGACAACCGCAGGGAUGACUGGCCAGAAAUUGAGAACAAAUUGAUUUCGGUCUGUAUUGAAGCUUUGACUUAUUUCUUAAAAUUACAAACCGAAUCGCAUAGAGAUUGUUGGACAUCGUUGCUUUUGCUUAUGCUAACGAGAUUAUUGAAAAUGACUGAUUCAAGAUUUUCUAUUCAUGUUUCAAAUUACUAUCCGCUUUUAUGUGAAAUAAUGUGCUUUGGAUUAAAGCCUGAAUUAAGAAGUGUACUUAGACGAGUGUUUCUACGAAUUGGUCCAGUUUACAACAUCACAAGCAGCAAAUAAUUUCACAUUUGUGUUGUUUUUUUUCAGUAUGACUAUUGUAAAUAUAUUUCGAAUACGGAAAAGUACAA
This is a messenger RNA of Eupeodes corollae, 5228 nucleotides long. RefSeq names its product brefeldin A-inhibited guanine nucleotide-exchange protein 1 (gene Sec71). The coding region runs from base 142 to 5160 and encodes 1672 amino acids. Lineage: Eukaryota; Metazoa; Arthropoda; Insecta; Diptera; Syrphidae. The record is from RefSeq and is a predicted model, not a curated record. Gene Ontology annotation, biological process: regulation of ARF protein signal transduction. Gene Ontology annotation, molecular function: guanyl-nucleotide exchange factor activity. The transcript is spliced from 4 exons.